Molecule: messenger RNA, 9054 nt
Organism: Myripristis murdjan (pinecone soldierfish)
Lineage: Eukaryota; Metazoa; Chordata; Actinopteri; Holocentriformes; Holocentridae
Gene: cacna1ba
Product: calcium channel, voltage-dependent, N type, alpha 1B subunit, a
Exons: 50
Coding region: 1-7206 (2401 amino acids)
Biological process (GO): chemical synaptic transmission; calcium ion import across plasma membrane
Cellular component (GO): neuronal cell body; voltage-gated calcium channel complex; membrane
Molecular function (GO): high voltage-gated calcium channel activity
Source: RefSeq, a predicted model, not a curated record
AUGGCUCGCUUUGAAGACGAACUGUCCAGCCGGUAUGGAGGCAGCUGUCCUGCGGGCCCUGUCAGAGGGGCCAGCCGGCAGACGGGGCCUCCCGGGGGCCAGAGGAUGUACAAGCAGACGAUGGCCCAGAGAGCCCGGACCAUGGCCAUUUACAACCCCAUCCCCGUCAAACAGAACUGCCUCACCGUCAACCGCUCUCUGUUCAUCUUCAGCGAGGAUAACAUCAUACGGAAAUAUGCCAAAAAGAUCACCGAAUGGCCUCCAUUUGAGUACAUGAUCCUGGCUACCAUUAUAGCCAACUGCAUUGUGCUGGCAUUGGAGCAGCACCUACCAGCUCAUGACAAGACACCCAUGUCAGAGCGCUUGGAUGACACAGAGCCGUACUUUAUUGGAAUAUUUUGUUUCGAGGCUGGCAUCAAGAUCAUCGCCCUGGGCUUUGCCUUUCACAAAGGCUCCUACCUGCGUAAUGGCUGGAAUGUAAUGGACUUUGUGGUGGUCCUAACAGGGAUCUUGGCCACUGUGGGGGCCGACUUCGAUCUGAGAACACUGAGGGCAGUAAGGGUUUUACGGCCGCUGAAGCUGGUCUCCGGGAUCCCCAGUCUUCAGGUGGUUUUGAAGUCCAUCAUGAAAGCCAUGGUGCCUCUGCUGCAGAUCGGCCUGCUGCUCUUCUUCGCCAUCCUCAUGUUUGCCAUCAUCGGGCUGGACUUCUACAUGGGCAAGUUCCACCGCACUUGCUUCAAGACAGACACAGGCGAACAGGCAGCAGAAUUCCCCUGUGGGGAAGCCUCCCCGGCCAGGACCUGCGGCAACGGCACCACCUGUCAAGAGUACUGGAUCGGACCCAACUUCGGCAUCACCAACUUCGACAACAUCCUCUUUGCCGUUCUCACUGUCUUCCAGUGCAUCACCAUGGAGGGAUGGGUGGAAAUCCUCUACAAUGCCAACGAUGCCUCAGGGAACACGUGGAACUGGCUGUACUUCAUCCCCCUCAUCAUCAUUGGUUCCUUCUUCAUGCUCAAUCUGGUGCUGGGCGUCCUGUCAGGGGAGUUUGCCAAGGAGAGAGAGCGGGUGGAGAAGAGGCAGGAGUUCCUGAAGCUCCGCAGACAGCAGCAGAUAGAGAGAGAGUUGACCGGCUACCUGGAGUGGAUCUGCAAAGCAGAGGAGGUCAUGCUGGCUGAGGAGGACAAGAACGCUGAGGAGAAAUCUCCUCUGGACGGAGCGUGGUACAAGCGGAAACACAACAACUCUGUACUGAAAAGAGCCAAGAAGAGUAAGAAUGACCUGAUCAACGCAGAGGAAGGCGAGGACCAUUUCACCGACAUCUCAUCUGUUGCCCCCCCAGGAUCACCGUUUGCCCGGGCCAGUGUGAAGAGCAGCAAAAACGAGAGCUCAUCUUACUUCAGGAGGAAAGAGAAGAGGAUUCGCUUCACCAUCCGCCGCCUGGUCAAAGCCCAGAGCUUCUACUGGACAGUGCUGUGUCUAGUCGGACUAAAUACACUGUGUGUUGCCAUUGUACACUACGACCAGCCUGAGUGGCUCACCUAUGCACUAUACCUGGCAGAGUUUGUGUUCUUAGGCUUAUUUCUGACCGAAAUGUCCAUGAAAAUGUAUGGCCUCGGACCCAGGAGCUAUUUCCACUCCUCAUUCAACUGUUUUGACUUUGGGGUGAUUAUCGGCAGUAUUUUCGAGGUGAUCUGGGCGGCCAUUAAACCCGGGGCCUCAUUUGGGAUCAGCGUCCUGAGGGCUCUGCGACUGCUCAGGAUUUUCAAAGUCACCAAGUACUGGAACUCGUUGAGGAACCUGGUGGUGUCCCUGCUGAACUCCAUGAAGUCUAUCAUCAGCCUUCUCUUCCUCCUCUUCCUCUUCAUUGUGGUCUUUGCUCUGCUGGGUAUGCAGCUGUUUGGUGGCCAGUUUAAUUUCGAGGAUGAAACGCCAACAACCAACUUUGACACAUUUCCAGCAGCGAUUCUCACUGUUUUCCAGAUUCUAACAGGGGAGGACUGGAACGCAGUGAUGUACCAUGGGAUUGAAUCACAGGGAGGCGUUCAUGGAGGCAUGUUCUCCUCUGUUUACUUCAUCGUUCUCACUCUGUUUGGAAACUAUACACUCCUCAAUGUCUUCUUGGCCAUUGCUGUUGAUAACCUUGCAAAUGCCCAGGAGCUCACUAAGGAUGAAGAGGAGCAGGAGGAGGCCAUUAAUAAGAAGCUUGCCCUGCAGAAGGCCAAGGAGGUAAAGGAAGUCAGCCCCAUGUCGGCCGCUAACAUUUCUAUCACAGCUUUUCUAACACGCAGUCGAGGUAACGCGCACUCUAGCAGCUCGUCCGUCUGCAGCGUUAACUCACUUAAGGAGCAGCAGAAAUCGAUGAAGAUGAUGUCGGUGUGGGAGCAGCGAGCCAACCGGCUAAGGAGGCACAACCUGACGAGCUGCGAGGCCCUGUACAGUGAGCUGGAGCCUGAGGAACGCCUCCGUCUCUCCUCGGCCCUCCACAUCCGACCUGACAUGAUGACCCACCUGGACCGGCCGUUGGUUGUAGAGCCCCGCGAUGGGCCACCGCUGAGCGGCCACCAGCACCACCACCACAAGCCCUGUAUGCCUGAAGAGGCCGAGACUACCACCGACCCUCCUCCACCUCCUCAGCAGCCCCGCCGACAUCACCGCCACAGGGACAGGGACCGGGAACGAGACAGAGAUAGAGAGGAGAUGAAUGAUAAUGGAGAGACCGGCAAAGACGGGAGACACCACGUCCACCACAGCCGCUCUAAAGAACACGAUGGCAGCCGGGGCAAGGAGGGGAAGAGCGAGAGAUCUCGCAGCCGGGAGGGAGGCAGGAGGCACCAUCACCAGAGCUCAGUAGAUGAAGGAGGAGGAGGAGUGACGAGCGAGAGAGAGCAUCGCCAUCACCAUUCACACCGGCAGUCCCGAGAGGGCAACGGGACAGUGAACAGCGGGGGUAGGGGAGAGCGAAGAUCCCGCCAUAAAGACAGCCGUUCGUCCAAUAGGGAUGGGGAGAGAAGUUCUAGGGGAGAGAGCGGGGCAAAUGGGGAGAGGAGGAGACACCGGGCUCAUGGAUCCAGAGGCCAGUCCACAAUGGAGGGAGAGGAGCCCGGCGAAAGAGACAAGACCCACUGUAACAGGGAUGGGUUUGGAGACUCGGAGGGAGACUCCUUGGCCAUCUCUCCCCAGGGCCACGGGGGAUCAAACUGGCCCUCUGACAGAGCUGAGGACUCAGACAACCAGAGGAAUGUCAGACGGACUGGCCAGACCUCAAUCCACAUCCCUCCUGUGACCAUCACUUCCCCUCCUGGAGAGACCACCCUUAUACCGAUGAACAGUAUCGAGUGUGAGACGAUGCCUAUGAAUGAGAAGAAUCUGGAGGAUCUGUGCCAGAGUGGACCCAAACCUAUCCUGCCUUACAGCUCCAUGUUCAUCUUUGGACAGACAAAUCCGGUGAGGCGAUUAUGCCACUACAUAGUGACCCUGCGCUAUUUUGAGAUGUCCAUCCUAGUUGUCAUUGCUAUGAGCAGCAUUGCUUUGGCAGCAGAGGACCCUGUGUGGGCCGACGCCCCCGGCAACAACGUGCUCAAAUAUUUGGACUAUGCCUUUACUGGGGUCUUCACUUUUGAAAUGGUGAUCAAGAUGGUGGACCUGGGCCUGCUGCUUCAUCCUGGCGCCUACUUCAGAGACCUGUGGAACAUUCUGGACUUCAUUGUGGUCAGUGGGGCACUGGUGGCUUUUGCAUUUUCGAGCUUCAUGGGAUGGCAACAAGGUGUGACCAGGGGGACAAAAGGCAAAGACAUCAGCACUAUCAAGUCUCUGAGGGUUCUCCGAGUCCUACGGCCUCUCAAGACUAUCAAGCGUCUGCCAAAACUAAAGGCGGUGUUUGACUGUGUUGUCAACUCCUUGAAGAACGUACUGAACAUCCUCAUUGUCUACAUCCUCUUCAUGUUCAUUUUUGCCGUCAUUGCCGUUCAGCUCUUCAAGGGAAAAUUCUUCUACUGUACUGACGAGUCCAAGGGCCUGGAGAAGGACUGCAGAGGGCAGUUCCUAUACUACGACAAAGAGGAGGUGGCCGCCAAGCCCAGGGAGUGGAAUAAAUAUGAAUUCCACUACGACAAUGUGCUGUGGGCCUUCCUCACCCUCUUCACCGUGUCCACUGGGGAGGGCUGGCCAACAGUCUUAAAGCACUCUGUGGAUGCCACCUUUGAAGACCAGGGUCCGAGUCCGGGCUAUCGGAUAGAGAUCUCCAUCUUCUAUGUGGUCUACUUCGUGGUCUUCCCUUUCUUCUUCGUCAACAUCUUUGUCGCUCUGAUCAUUAUCACCUUUCAGGAGCAGGGGGACAAGGCCAUGUCCGAGUGCAGCUUGGAGAAGAAUGAGCGGGCUUGUAUUGACUUUGCCAUCAAUGCCAAGCCUCUGACUCGCUACAUGCCAGAAAACACGCAGUCCUUCCAGUACAGGAUGUGGAAGUUUGUGGUUUCAGCGCCAUUUGAGUACUCCAUCAUGAUCAUGAUUGCCCUCAACACCGUGGUACUCAUGAUGAAGUUCCAUGGAGCUCCUGACUUCUAUGAAGCUAUGCUGAAGAACCUCAACAUCAUCUUCACUGCCCUCUUCUCCCUGGAAUGCAUUCUCAAGAUCAUUGCUUUCGGUCCACUGAAUUACCUGAAGGACGCCUGGAAUGUGUUUGACUUUGUGACAGUAUUGGGGAGCAUCACUGACAUCCUGGUCACUGAAAUCAAUGACAGGCUGUUAAACCUGAGCUUCCUGAGACUCUUCAGAGCUGCUCGGCUCAUCAAGCUGCUGAGGCAGGGAUACACCAUCCGAAUCCUGCUGUGGACUUUCGUCCAGUCCUUUAAGGCUCUGCCCUAUGUUUGCCUGCUGAUUGCUAUGCUGUUCUUCAUUUAUGCCAUCAUUGGGAUGCAGGUGUUUGGCAACAUUGACCUAAAUGAGGACACAGCCAUCAAUCACCACAACAACUUCCGCACUUUCCUUCAGGCUCUCAUGCUGCUUUUCAGGAGUGCGACUGGCGAGGCGUGGCACGAGAUCAUGUUGUCGUGUUUGAGCUGCCGACCCUGUGACAAGAGAUCGGGAGCCCAGGGGAAGGAGUGUGGCAGUGAUUUUGCCUACUUCUACUUUGUCUCCUUUAUCUUCCUCUGCUCCUUUCUGAUGCUGAACUUGUUUGUGGCUGUCAUCAUGGAUAACUUUGAGUACCUUACCAGAGACUCGUCGAUCCUGGGGCCUCAUCACCUGGAUGAGUUCAUCCGGGUUUGGGCUGAGUACGACCCAGCGGCAUGCGGACGGAUUUCCUAUAAGGAUAUGUACAAUUUGUUACGCGUUAUCUCACCCCCCCUUGGCUUAGGGAAGAGCUGCCCUAAUAGGGUAGCAUACAAGCGGUUAGUCAAGAUGAACAUGCCCAUUGCUGAUGACAACACAGUCCACUUCACUUCCACCCUGAUGGCUCUGAUCCGCACCGCCCUGGAGAUCAAACUGGCCUCAGGCAUGGUGGCUCAGCGUCUGUGUGAUGCUGAGUUAAAGAAGGAGUUGUCCACAGUGUGGCCCAACCUCUCUCAGAAGACCAUGGACCUGCUGGUGACGCCACACAAACCCAAUGAGCUGACAGUAGGGAAGGUUUAUGCCGCCCUGAUGAUCUUCGACUACUACAAGCAGAACCGAGCCAGGAGGCUCCAGCAACAGCAGCAACAGAGUGCUGCAGGUUCCCAGAGCAAGGUCGGGGCUCUGUUUAAGCCAUUGCUGCCUCUGACUCACAUGCAGGAGAAAGACUUGGACAGUGUGGAACCUCCCAGCAUUCUCCAACCCCAGCCCAAGUCCCAUGCUAAGUCUCACCCCCAGACCAGACCCAGCUCCAACUCUCUCAACAAUGGGGGCACUCUGCCGAGUCAUGAGCACAACAUAAAGGCAUCAGCUUCCUGGGUGACGGAGAAGCCUAAGGAAGGACCUCGCGCCAAGACUAAGCGAGUCUUGUCCAGGGGCCCGUCAGAGGACAUGCCAGACACUGCUUUUGUUCAGGAGGCAGUGGAGAUGAGGGAGAUGGAAACCAAUGCCAGCAGCAUGGCAGUGCCUGGCUCCGGUCUAGAGAACCAGGGCAGGGCGGCUUCCAUGCCUCGACUCAACGCUGAGCUGCAGCGGAGCCAUUCACGCCACUCUCCAGGGACCCAGCUGGCUUCUGUCCCUGAUGCCAGCCCUAUGAAGCGCUCAGCUUCCACUGUGGCUCCUCAGCGCCCCCAGGAGGUCAGCCUGAGAGACUACACCCUGGAGAAACCCAGCCAGGACAGACCGCACCACCACCACCACCACCAUCGCUGCCACCACCGCAGAGACCGAGACCGAGACAGAGACCGAGACCGAGAAAAGAAGCAGAGAUCCUUGGAUAGAUCCCUGGGUGGACAACCUUCCAGCACUGCUGGUGGCCCAGGAGAGCCGGCGUCUGACCCUGCCGCCUCCAGAGAGCGCGAGCACGACCGCGGACGCUCCCACGAGAGGAAGCACCACCACUCAUCGGUGGACAAGCAGCGGUACUACUCCUGUGACCGCUACUGCAGUCGGGAACACUGCCACACCAAAUCUGCCACCGCCAGCUGUGCCACCUCCCCCAGUGAGGUGCAGGACACCAGCUUCAACAAGCAGGGCAGUGGUUGGGUUAAAGGCAGCCCGGUGGCGUUGAGCUCCAAUUCUAGCACGCCGAGCCGCGGACGCCGGCAGCUCCCGCAGACCCCCCUCACCCCCCGACCCGGGGUGGCCUACAAGACUGCCAACUCCUCCCCUGUGCACUUUGUGUCCGGCCAGGCAUCUCUGAGUCCUGGCAGGCUGAGCCGCGGCCUGUCGGAGCACAACGCCCUCCGGCACAGCGGCUCCCGCCACUUCCCCUGCCCCGUCACUCGCAUCAGCUCUGAGCCCUUCCUGGGUCAGGGCCACAGCGAGGCCCUGGGUGGCCCUUACGGCAGCCCGUAUGGCAGCCUGCGGGACCAGCUGGACGUCUUCCAGGAUGCGGCGUCGCUCUCGCCCAGCCCUCGUUCCAGACGCUCCCCUUGGACCGCACUGCCCCGCACGGCGGGGCCCCUGCCUCCCUCUCCACAGCAGAACCUUGGGGUGCCCAAUGGGUACCACUUCAGCUUCGGGGGCAGCGCCAGCCCAGGAUCUGGCACCAGGCCACCCAGGUAUUACCAGGAGGCAGAGGAGGACGAAUGGUGCUAGCAUGGCUUUAAACUGAUCUUUUUAAUGCAUUUUUGAGGAAUUGUGAUGAGUUUUAUCAUCUUCUUUGAAGGCUUUAGUUUACAUUUGUCACUGUGUGUGUGUGUGUGUGUGUGUGUGUGUGUGUGUGUGUGUGUAAUGCUGUGUUAUAAUCCUAACUCAGACAGACGAAGGGCAGGGGGAACAUGUAAAGGGGAGAAAAUUUGAAGGGCAUGAUAUUUGAAUGUGAGCAAAAAAGUCUCAUCUAUAUGUUGGGCCUGUAAAUUUGAAAGUAAGUAAUUCCAGAAAAUGUUUUUGCCAAUAUCACAUGUCUUAUUGUAGCCACCAUGACUUGCAGUGAUGUCAGUGUUUUGUUGGCACUCCCACAAUAGUAACUACCAAUCUAUACAAAUGACCAGAAACAAGCCACUGUCUCAUCUGACCUGAGAAGAAAAGGGAAGCUUUUUAAGAGACUAAAGGCCUUGGAGGAUGUGAGCCUCCAUCUUUGGCAGAGUUUGGCCACUACAUCUUUACAUCCCCUAUUCGAUUGACCUUUUAAGUCAUACAAAAAUACCAGUGAGUCGUGGAAUUUCGCUUCAGGGUCGGUGAACUAUCCAGAUGUCCUUCAUCUACAAGAGAAAGUGCAUCAUAUUGACAAUGAAAACAAUGAAUUCAGUGAAGGAACAAAUGUUCCUGAUUACCAAGUAGGUAAGAUAAUGUUACAUUUAUAAGUAGUUGCCACCAUGUCACAUCUUUAACUGUGGAAAAACUGUGAAAUGCCACUUCCUCUAGGCAGGUUAAUCAUCACGUGGUCCGUAAUAGGUGUUAAUUAAUAAAAUAGCUUCUCCUGCUAAAUUUGAGAAUCAUUUCGGUAGUCGCUGUGGUGAUGUCACUGCAAGUCGGCGAUACAGUCAAGACAAAAAGUGGUUCAGUAGUCCAGUGAUAAUAAUUUUGAUCAUAAUAAAUGAUUAGGGAAACCUCACAGAUAAUAUUGACACUGUACAAACAACUGUGUUCUAGUUUUGUUUAGGACUCUACCAUUCCAUGAUGUUGCCUAAUCCUUUAAUUACAUUCCCUUUCUCUCAGUCGAUCAGGCAGACGCCAAGUCUGUUGACCGUUUCUUGCAAACUCCACAACUGCGGUACGUGAGAGCAGCAAAGCACGGUCGUUGAAACAUGACCGACUGACUGAUUUGUUUUCUAUGAAGUUUACUUGUAGAUGUUACCUUUACAUUGUGUGCAUUUUUUUGUAAAAGAAACUAAAAAGUGUGUUUAAUGUAAACUGUUUAGGGUUUGCCAUCGUUUCAGGUCCAAUGUUUCUUACUGACUCCUUUGCGACGUUUUAAGACAAAGUGCCUAUCCUUUUAGAUAUACUGUAGAAAAAGAUGCAAUGUCAACUUUUUUAACGCAUCGACACUUGAGUAGUUGUUUGGUUCAUUCUGUAGCUCUGCAGGAAAACAUGAUGUACAGAAAGCCUUAUCUGCAAGCAGAGAAACGACACCUACGCUUCAAACAGGAAUGGAAAAAUGACCUUAUGAUAGUCGAUAUUUUUCUUGUUUUUGUCUUUGAUAAAUCAUGAAAUCAUGUGUGGGUGAGGGGGUGGGGGCAAGACUGAACCUUGCGCAGAAGCAUAUGUGAUCAUUUAACAGCUAUGAGAAUUGCAUUAAUAGUAUAUCAGUCCAGUUACAUUAAUACCAGUAACACAAGUGCAUGUUUAGAUGGUAGACCUGGUCAGCAACCUGCAAUGUUGACCUUGUAGAGUCCGUUUCUCUCUCUCUCUCUCUUUUUUUCUGGUGAGAAUAUCACUGCUGUGUGAGCCUUGCAAGCUCCUGUAUUGCCUUCUACAUCAUUGUUGAGACUGCAGAGUGUGUGU